Caenorhabditis angaria is the source of this 4572-nucleotide messenger RNA. Lineage: Eukaryota; Metazoa; Nematoda; Chromadorea; Rhabditida; Rhabditidae. The record is from the annotation of a GenBank genome assembly.
AUGGAUCCAAUGCGAACACAUGCGCCUUUAAGAAGAACAUCUGGACAAUUGCAAAAUUUGCGUGUCGCUACGAUUAAUGAUUUCGAUUCUUGUUACAGGUAAGUGCAGAAAAAUUAAUAAAAUUCGAGAAAAAAUACGGUAGCUUCAAAGACGCACAUUAGAAAUACGUUGGGUCUCACAGCGAUGUGUGACCGCUCCACGUUUUAUUCGAAUUUGAAAAUUAAUUUUUUUUUGUGGGAAAAAUAGCAUUUCCGGUGGCAUUUCUUCUCACGUAAUCUGCAUGUUUUUGACGAGAAAAGAUAAUCCUUCAUUGAUUCCAGUUCCAGCUCGUGCGACGACAUCUCACAUGCAUCGUUGAGUCGCGAAAGUUCGGAUUCGAGCAGAAAUAAUGAGCCAACAAGUAGUGGAAGUGGAAGUGGAAGUAGACCAAUAAUGGCGAAUAAUAUAUAUUAUCCGAAUUAUAAUUAUAAUUUGAGUCAAAGUCCAAAUCAGUUUGCUGCUGGAGGAAAAGCCAGUGAGGAAUUGGCAGAUUAUGCAAUAAAAUUGGGAUUUUCGAUGGAUCAAAUGAGAUAUGCAUUGAAUCAAACUGGUGAAUUGGGACAUGAAGAUCGAAUGUUGGCUGAAUUAUUGAAAACUGGAAAAGGCAAUAGUGAACAUGUUCAAAAACCAAGAAUGCAACCAAAAACCAGCACAAAUCCGGCUGAUUUAUUGAGAACUAUUGUUAUUGAUGGAUCGAAUGUUGCAAUGGCGUAAGUUCUGAAAAUCAUGCUGAAAAUCUCGACUUCUUGAAAAAAUAUUCUAGGCCUCCCCCCAAUCUCCAAACAAAAAAAAAGUGCACUUUGAUUUUGUCUAUGUUGUAUGAUAAAAAUAGGUCUAUUGAUUUUUUGGUCUCUCACACUUGCUCGCACAAUUUUUUUUCUCGUCUUCCUGCGAAUAUAAAUAUGUUUCCGUCUUGGCUAGCAGCAGCGGCAGCAAAAAAUCCUGCCGCGCAGCGCUGCGCGGCAAACAAAAACAAACAAAUAAACUAUCGUAUACAAACAUUAAGGGGGGAGGCUGUGUUCGAACACAAUAUGUCCGGCAAAAAACUGGACGCGGAAAAAUCAGGCAGGAGAGACGGAAAGAUAUUGAGAAAGAAAAAAAAUGGAGAAUGGCAGCAGCCAGGAAACAUUUAUUAUUUUGAUUUUCAUUUUUCCAUGAUCUAUGGAUUUUUUUGGUGGAGCUAAAUUCAUGAUGAUGACGUGGCAUCUCGAAAAUUGCCACGUCAUAACUUCUGCUUUUACAUUCUAAACCACAUUUUUUUGCAGCCACGGCCGCAAGGAAGUUUUCUCGUGCGCCGGCAUCCGCGACUGCGUCAACUUUUUUCUCGACCGCGGACACCGUGAUAUCUACGUGUUCAUCCCACAAUACAGGUAAAACGAUGCUCCGCGUUUACACCUUUCGAAAAAUUGAUUUCAGACGCGAACAACCACGAGCCGAUUCGCCGAUCACCGAUCAGCACAUUUUAGACGAACUCGAGCCAUUUAUCAAAUAUACACCAUCGAGGUGAGUGUGCUGAAUUUUUUGUUUCAGAAAAUUGUUCAUUAAAAAUCACCUGAAAAUGGAUUUUCAUCGAAAAAAAAACCCCCAAAAUUUCCAUUUUCAGAAACAUAAACGGUCGCCGUGUUGUCUGCCACGACGAUUUGUACAUUCUUCGAACCGCUCAAGACAAAGACGCUGUAAUUGUGUCGAACGACGAAUAUCGCGAUUUGACGAAGAAGAAUCCGACGUGGCGAACAUUGGUCGAACAACGACAGUUGAUGUUCACGAUUGUUGAUGACAAGUGGGUGGUUUUGGGGAGAGAUUGCGGGAUUUUUGACCUAGGGAACGAGUUUUUUUUUGCAAAAAUUAUCCCAGAUCAUGUUUUAGCGUGAAAAUUGGUCUAGAAACCUUUACCCGGAAAUGCGAAAAUUAGGGUUUUUAGGCCUAAAAAUUCUGGUGGUCUAGAAUAUCUCCAGAAAUUUUCCACAAAGAAAACACCCUAGAUAGACCAUUUGGCGUCAAAAAAAUCGGCAACAUUUCAAAAAAUGACGUAAUUUUUUGUAGUCUUAUCAGCUAUUCCUUCUUGAAUCACCAAAAAUCAUUUUUUUUUUCUUCAAAUUUUCGAUGAAUCAUUUCUCGAAAGCAAAAAAAAUAGAAACAAUCAUCAAACAUCACUGUUUUUUCUGGCGAAAAUUAUUUAUUUCUCUGUUUAUUUGUGUAUUUUUGGGUGCCUUGUUCACACACAAAUAAAGAUUUCUUUUUUUUUGAGAUUCUACAAGAUUUCUGGGUUUUUAUGAAAAUGGUGUAUUUGAUUUUCUAGGCCACCGAAAUUAUAAUCAAACCUCACUCAAGAAGCUGGAGAAGUGGGUAGAAAAUUAUCCACGUGGGUUUAUUUACAAAAAUUUCCCACCUAGAAUCCUAGGUAUUGGGUAAAAUCUGAAGAAAUUUAGCUACUUUUUUAUUGAAGAAAAUAGAAAAUUCAUGGAUUUUUCAAAAAAUUUCACUGUUUCAGAAUUUUACGAAAUAAUUUUUAUUUGUUAUUUUUUUGAUCCCUCCUCCAACCUCAUAUCUAAUUUUCCCUAUUUUUCUCAGAUUCGUACCACCAGAUGAUCCAAUGGGAAGAUAUGGUCCACGUCUCGAUCAAUUCCUAUCAAAAGCCCAAGUUCUGCCAAGUGCUCAAAUCUGUCCAUACGCACGAAAAUGCACAUAUGGAAAUAAGUGUAAAUAUUAUCAUCCGGAAAGAAUCAAUGGGGCACCAAGUGUGACUGAUCGAUUGAUGAAGGAAAAUCAGCAGAAAAAAUCGCUGUCGGCUGGUAGGGUUUUGGAGUUUGGGGAGUAAAAUUAAGUAGAUUUUGAUGAAUUUUUGAUUCUUGAUUCAGAAUUUUUUUCUUUUUGUUGGGACAACGUAAAAUUGAGAAAGUCUAGACAAAAAAGUUUUGGAAAAUCUAGAAUUUGAAUAUCCUCAAGUUCCACUAACUCCUCAUUUUUUUUCAGUCAAAUCAAUGCAAUACGAAAUGUUCAAAAAUAAGCACUGUUCACUUUCCCGCACUCAAUCUCUAAACAUGGUUCAACCGGGUGAAAUUGCACCAAAUCAUCAACAAAUCCCUGGCCAAUAUUCUUCACCACAUCAACCAAUACAACAUGUAAAUAGUGCACCAUGGCAGCAGCAAAAUCAACAAUAUUUGCAACCGCCACCAAUUCAUCAUAAUAAUAGCAAUAGUAAUAGUAGACAAUCAGUUUCGAGAAAUAGUUCAAUGCCAUUAUCGCCGGUUAAUAGAGGUUGGUGAUUUUUGAGGGGGGAAAAUUAAUUGGAGAAUUUUUGGACGUAGAUUUAAAUUUGAAGAAAAAUGACACCAAAUAAGCAUUUUCAGAUUUUUCCAGCUGAAUUUUUAAUUCCUCUCCAAAUUAGCUCCAAAAGCCUCAAUGUGAAUUUUUUCCAGGUCCAUUUGAAUCUCCAAAUUCCUCCCAAACCCAUCUUUAUGCACCCUCCACCGCUAUUUGGGGAAAUUCGGAAUUAUCGGUUGGACCAUUAUCAACAAGGUGAGUCCAUCGUAAUUGCGAAGCAUCGUUAAAAAUCUCAAUGAAGAGAAAAUCAAAAAAUUACUCCAGAAAUUUUCAAUAAUAUUUUUUCGAAACAGUGAAUUUUUGCUCAAAAACUUACGAAAAAGGGCCCCGCAAACCCCGGAGAGUUUGAAAAUUUACAUUUUUUUUUAAAUUUUCGCGAUAUUUACACUCACUACUUAUCAAAAAAAUCCAUCCAAACAUUUUUAAUAAACAUUUUUUGAAACAGUGAAUUUUUGCUAGAAAAUUUUGAAUUUUUAAAUUUUUAAAAGAUACUAGAAGGGCUUCGCUGGCUAACGCCAUCUACAGUAGUUUGACUCACUUUUUACUAAUUUAUUUAUUCUCUAGUUAGGAGAAGAGGAACAUCAAGAAAUGGCCCAAAUAUUCGGCUUUGAAAGAAAUUAGAACGAUCAGAUAAGAAAAAUGAAAAUUUACAUUUUUUUUAAAUUUUCUCGAUACACUCAAUACUUAUCAAAAAAAAUCCAUCCAAACAUUUUUAAUAAACAUUUUUUGAAACAGUGAAUUUUUACUAGAAAAUUUUGAAUUUUUAAAUUUUUAAAAGAUAUUCUUGGAAUCAUUUUUGAGAUCAAAAAUAUUGGAAUAUACUCGUUUUCGACCCCUGUAAACCCGGAGCAUCGUUAAAAAUGUACAGUUUUUGUUGGGUUUUUCGAAACAAAUGCUCAUCAGAAAGUUUCUCCAAAAAUGUUGAAUAUCAUUUUUUUUCAGAAUUGUGAAAUUUUUUGAGCUCAAAAAUUCCAAAAAUAAUACCUAUUUUGUGUAAACCCGGAGCAUCGUUUCUUUUUUUUCAGACACAAUCUCCCUGAUCAUUUAAUCAAUGCUGAUCCACGUUCCCGUGUCCAAUAUCAUCUUUCCAACAUUUUCCCCGAACAUGUCGUCGAAGCUGUGAUGACUGCAAAUCCAGGCGAAUCAAAUCCUCAAAUUAUAUGCGAAAAAAUAUUGAAUAUGGGAAGAGGAUUCAAAUUGGGACAAUAA